Leptopilina heterotoma is the source of this 5613-nucleotide messenger RNA. RefSeq lists its product as uncharacterized. The transcript has a single exon. The record is from RefSeq and is a predicted model, not a curated record. Gene Ontology annotation, biological process: DNA repair; telomere maintenance. Gene Ontology annotation, molecular function: DNA helicase activity. NCBI's taxonomy places the organism in Eukaryota, Metazoa, Arthropoda, Insecta, Hymenoptera, Figitidae. The coding region runs from base 1 to 5613 and encodes 1870 amino acids.
AUGCCAUCAAGGAAAAGAAGCAAUAUAGGUUCAUCUUCUAGAGCUGCCAAACGAAUGAGACUAUCUCGAUCAUUAAAUAGAAGUCAGGAGAGACACAGAACAGGAAAUAAUUUAGUACCUCAAAGACUUGAAGAAAACACCCAAAACGAUGUAAUAGAAGAGAGAGAAAGAAGACUUAGAAGGAACAGAGAACGCAACGCUUUAAGUAGACUUACUGAAUCUUUAGAAAGUAGAGAAAGUAGAUUAGCAAGCGAUCGACUUAGACAUAUUUCUGCUAGAAUGCAAGAGUCUGUCGAACAGAGAAGAGAAAGAUUAGCAAACGAUCAACUUAGACAUGCUUCUGCCAGAUUAGAAGAGUUAGUCGAAGAGAGAGAGGAAAGAUUAGUAACAGACCGUCAAAGGCAUACUACAGCUAGAUUAGAUGAGUCUGUGGAACAAAGAGAGACUAGAUUAGGAAAUGAUCAACGUAGACAUGUCAUGGCUAGAUUAGAUGAGUCUAUGGAGCAAAGAGAGGCUAGAUUAGAAAAUGAUAGACAAAGAUAUUUUACAGCUAGACGAGAGGAGUCCGCUGAACAUAGAGAGAUUAGAUUAGGAAAUGAUCGACAAAGGCAUGUUACAGCUAGAUUAGAAGAGUCUGCGGAACACAGAGUGGUUAGAUUAGCAACUAAUCAACAAAGACAUAUAACAGCUAGAUUAGGAGAGUCUGCAGAACAACAAGAGGUUAGAUUGGCAAAUGAUCGACAAAGACAUUUCACAGCUAGAUUAGAAGAGUCUGCGGAACAUAGAGAGGUUAGAUUAGCAACGGAUCGACAAGGACAUAUUACAGCUAGAUUAGGAGAGUCUGCGGAACAUGAAGAGGUUAGAUUAGCAACUGAUCGACAAAGGCAUGUCACAGCUAGAUUAGAAGAGUCUGCGGAACAUAGGGAGGUUAGAUUAGAAACUGAUCGACAAAGGCAUAUUACAGCUAGAUCAGAAGAGUCUGCGGAACAUGAAGAGGUUAGAUUAGCAACUGAUCGACAAAGGCAUGUUACAGCUAUAUUAGGAGAGUCUGCGGAACAUGAAGAGGUUAGAUUAGCAACUGAUCGACAAAGGCAUGUUACAGCUAGAUUAGAAGAGUCUGCGGAACAUAGGGAGGUUAGAUUAGAAACUGAUCGACUAAGACAUGUUACAGCUAGAUCAGAAGAGUCUGUGGAGCAUAGAGAGGUUAGAUUAGCAACUGAUCGACAAAGACGCACUACUGUUAGAUUAAACGAGUCUGUUCAGUAUAAUUUGAGACUAAGAAAAGAAGCGAAUCGUAUACAAGUAAUAAGAAAUAAUCAAACGAAUGAUGAAAUUUCUUUCAGACGUAUUUCUGAUAGAGAAAGGCAUAUUGUUAAUAGAGCGUUAGAGUCGUCAGAAGUGAGGCAAGAAAGACUUUCGAGAGAUACGGAAAGGCAUGAAAGGUCAAAUCUAAGGCAAUGGCAAAAUAGAUUUGAAAGUGGUUUCUUUUAUGAUCCCCUGAUUAAUUACAAUGAAGUAGCAAAUAUUGGAUUGAUGAGCAAUGUUUGUAAUUUUUGUUCAGCCUUAAAAUGGGUAAAUGAGGCUAAAGGUAUGUGUUGUUCCUCCGGAAAGAUUAUUUUGCCUGCAUUACUUGAUCCACCAGAACCGCUUCGUUCACUUCUUGAUGGAAAUCAUUAUAAUUCGGAAUUAUUCUUGAGGAAUACCAGGAAAUAUAAUUCAGCUUUUCAAAUGACUUCAUUUGGAGCAAAUGAACUAUAUGAACCAGGUUUUAGACCUACCUGUAGAAUACAAGGUCAGGUACAUCAUUUAAUGUCAUCCCUCUUGCCUUCUGAUAAUCAUGUAUCUUCAUAUCUUCAAAUAUAUUUUAUUUCGGAUCAUCAAGACCAAGUCGAUAGAAGACUUUCUAUUUUUAAUACCCUGGAUAGAACUUUGUUGUUAGAUUUGCAGAAUCUUCUUCAUGGCAUCAAUUCUUAUAUUCAAAGUUUUAAAUCUGCAUUAGACUUACUGCCGUCAGAUUCAAUUAAUCAUAGAGUAUUUAUUAAUGCAGACUGUAGACCAAUUGGUGAACAUCCAGGGACAUAUAAUGCACCGACAGUAUCUGAAGUAGCCAUCAUUAUGGUUGGCGAUCCAACCAAUCCAAGGGAUAUUGUAUUGCAAAAGAGAGCAGGUGGUUUAUUUCGGAUAUGUGAAACCCAUCGAUCAUAUGAUGCCCUACAAUACCCUCUCAUGUUCUGUCGUGGAGAGGAUGGAAAUCAUUUUGGUUAUCGUCAGACGAAUCCUGAAACAGGUCGAAUGACGGAUAAGAAAAUAUCUGCUUUAGAGUUUUAUUCGUAUCGUAUAAUGGUAAGAGGUGUACAUAAUUUCCUACUUGAUUUUAGACAACUGUUCAACCAGUUUUUGGUAGACAUGUACGCUAAAAUUGAGAGUGAACGCUUACUCUAUAUUCGUUUGAAUCAAACUAAACUUAGAGCAGAACAAUAUAUUCAUCUUCAAGAUGCUAUUGGAAGGAAUGAAAACAUUGAUUCUUUAGGUCAAAUGGUAAUUCUACCCUCAAGUUUUACAGGUGGUCCUCGAUACAUGCAUUCACGCACUCAGGAUGCAUUUUGUUAUGUGCGAAAAUUCGGUCGUCCUGAUUUAUUCAUCACAAUUACCACCAAUCCCAGGUGGUCAGAGAUUACUAAUAAUAUAUCAACCGGUCAAAAUGCUCAUGAUCGUCAUGAUAUAGUUGCUAGAGUUUUUCACUUGAAAUUAAAACUUUUAAUAACGCUUUUAAAGAAUGGUAAAAUUUUUGGAAAAGUGCAGUGUUAUAUGUACUCAGUAGAGUGGCAAAAACGUGGCUUACCUCAUGCUCAUAUCCUUAUAUGGCUAACAGAAACCAUGAAUCCUAAUAGAAUCAAUGACGUUAUCCGAGCAGAGCUUCCUAAUCGUGAAGUUGAUAACAAGCUAUUCGAAUUAGUGAAACGUCAUAUGGUACAUGGGCCAUGUGGCCCGUUUAAUAGACAAUUGAUAUGUAUGAAGGAAGGCCACUGUUCUAAAAGGUAUCCUAAGCAAUAUGUGAGAGAGACAGUAACUGGAGAGGAUGGUUAUCCUAAAUACAGAAGAUUGUCUCCUGAAGACGGUGGAUUUACCACGACUGUCAAAAUAGGAGAACAGAACAUAACGUUAGAUAACAGGUGGAUUGUACCAUACUCUCCAGUUCUUUUAAGAACCUUUGAAACACAUAUUAAUGUCGAAAAUUGCAAUGGAGUGAAAGCAAUUAAGUAUAUAUGUAAAUAUAUAAACAAGGGAAGCGAUCAAGCGUCUAUUGGCAUAGUUGAUGAUAAUGACGAAGUUAGUAGAUAUCAAUCAGGUCGUUAUAUUUCUUCUUCUGAAGCAGUUUGGAGAAUAUUAGAAUUUCCUAUCCAUGAAAGGUUCCCUGCAGUAAUACAUCUGGAUGUUCAUCUCGAGAAUGGGCAAAGGGUUUAUUUUAGACCAGACAAUUUAACUGAACGACUAGACAAUCCUCUUAAUACUACAUUAAUGGCUUUUUUUAAAAUUUGUCAGACAGAUACAUUCGCUCGAUUAUUACUUUAUCAUGAAGUACCCUCAUAUUAUACUUUUGACAAGCAAAGACGCAUAUUCUCGAGAAGAAAAAGAGGUGAAUCAGUGUCAGGACAUCUAGGAGUGUUUAAAGAUUCUGCAAUUGGCAGAGUAUACACAAUUCAUCCUAAUAACAGUGAAUGUUUUCAUCUUCGAUUGCUUUUACAGCAUAUUCGAGGCCCAACUUCAUUCGAGAGUCUGAGAACAAUUAGGGGUGAAGUACAUCCAACAUAUAAAGCAGCUUGCAAAGCAUUAGGUCUUCUCGAAGACGAUCAUCAUUGGGAAGAUGCACUUACAGAAGCUGCUUUAUUUCAAUGUGCAUUCAAGAUGAGAGAGUUAUUUUGCAUUCUUCUAUUAUUCUGUGACCCGAGCGAUCCCUUAAAUUUAUGGAUUAAAUUUCGUAAUGCCUUAGCGGAUGAUUUUCUUCGAGAUGCUCAAAGGACAAUAUCAAAUACUACCUAUGAGAAUACUCCACGCUUAUAUGAUUUGUGUCUACAGGCCUUACAAGAAAUGACUUUACGUAUAGGUGGUAAAAUUCUUAGUGAUUUUAAUCUUCCUUCUCCAGUUUUAUCGCUUCACCAACCUAAUGCAGAGUAUAUUAGAGAGACGAAUUAUGAUGUGAAUCAACUUUUGAUGUUUGUAAUGGAAAACGAACCUUCUCUUACAAACGAGCAAAGUACAAUCUAUCAUAAUAUACUCUCUAAUAUUAACUGUAUUGGUUCAAAACAGAUGUUCUUUCUUGAUGCUCCUGGGGGAACUGGGAAAACUUUCCUAAUUAACUUGAUUCUUUCCAAAAUUCGUAGUGAACGUAAAAUUGCGUUAGCUGUAGCUUCUUCAGGUAUAGCUGCCACCCUUCUUCCUGGUGGACGUACAGCUCAUUCCAUGUUUAAGAUACCGAUUAAUAUAGAACAGUCGGAUACUCCAGUUUGCUUUUUAUCAAAGAAUUCGCCCAUGUCUGAUGUAAUUCGAAAUUGUUCUUUUAUAGUGUGGGAUGAGUGCACUAUGGCACAUAAGAAAAAUAUUGAAGCUUUAAAUCGCUCUCUCCAAGAUAUUCGUAAUAAUUCUUUACAUAUGGGAGGAAUAACAGUGUUGUUUUCAGGAGAUUUUAGGCAAACUUUACCUGUCGUAACGCGAGGUACCAGGGCAGAUGAAAUUAAAGCAUCUAUAAAAAAUUCAUUUCUUUGGCCGUUUAUUAUACGUAUUUCUCUUUCAAUCAAUAUGCGUGUUCAUGUGGGAGGAGAGGAGGGGGCGCAGGAAUUUUCUGAUACACUAAUGAUGAUUGGUGAAGAUAAUAUGGAAAAGACUGAUGGUCUUAUUACCAUACCAUUAUCUUUAGGUUCAGUAGUUAAUUCUCAGGAGCAACUUAUAGCGAGUGUAUUUCCAAACAUUGAGCAAUUACCGACUUUACAAAGCUCUUGGUUAUGUGAUCGAGCUAUUCUCACACCAACCAAUGAGCAGGCUGCUCAAAUCAACAGAAAGAUUCUUUCUCUGUUUGAAGCAGAAGAAAGAACUUUUUUGUCAGUCAACACUCCUAUAAAUGAAAACGAUUUUAUUCAUUAUCCAAGAGAAUUUUUAGAUUCAGUUACUGCCCCAGGCUUACCUCCUCAUGAAUUACAUCUUAAGAUUGGAACUCCAAUAAUGCUUUUGAGAAACAUAAAUCCACCUAAAAUGUGUAAUGGUACGCGUCUCAGAGUACGAUCAUUACACAGACACAUAAUUGAAGCAGAAAUUUUAACUGGUUGUGCAAGUGGCGAGAUUGUCUUUAUAUCUCGCAUUCCUAUUAUUCCCAGUAACUAUCCUUUUGAGUUUAGACGUUUGCAGUUUCCAAUAAGUUUGUGUUUCGCAAUGACGAUUAAUAAAUCUCAAGGGCAAACUUUAGCUAUGGCAGGAUUAGAUGUCAGUGGUUCAGAAUGUUUUUCGCAUGGUCAAUUGUACGUAGCAUCGUCUAGAGUAAGAUCAUCAAGAUGCUUAUUCAUUUAUGCUCCAACUGGACAGACGCGAAAUAUUGUGUAUAGUGAAAUAUUAACAAACUAA